Suillus paluster is the source of this 1700-nucleotide messenger RNA. Its product is annotated as MFS transporter. The coding region runs from base 117 to 1556 and encodes 479 amino acids. NCBI's taxonomy places the organism in Eukaryota, Fungi, Basidiomycota, Agaricomycetes, Boletales, Suillaceae. Gene Ontology annotation, biological process: transmembrane transport. Gene Ontology annotation, molecular function: transmembrane transporter activity. The record is from RefSeq and is a predicted model, not a curated record. The transcript is spliced from 7 exons.
GCUUACACUCACGCUCAUGCCGAUCAGCAUGGAUAUACGCCCGAAAUUUGAUUUUUUUGAUAGCCUUGCAGUGACUGUUCACAACUCACAUCUCCCCAAAAUCAUUGUGGAGCAGGAUGAAUAUCUCCGAGAUCCAGAGCUCUGAGACGCCAAAUGAAACAACCACUCUUCUGAGUCAGACGAGGCAAAAGACUCCCCUCCCAAAACUGCAGAUUGGCAUAUUGAUGCUUGUUCAAAUGGCGGAACCCAUUGCCUCCAUGUCAAUAUACCCGUACAUAAAUCAGCUGAUUCGAGAGCUAGGUAUUACUGGUGGCAAUGAUGCAGCGGUCGGUUAUUACGCUGGAAUUAUAGAGUCACUUUUCUUCAUCACAGAAUCACUGACGGUAUUGCAGUGGAGCCGUCUUUCUGAUCGCAUUGGACGUAAACCAGUCCUCUUGGUAGGUUUAUUUGGAGUUGGCGUCUCAAUUCUUUGCUUCGGUCUUUCGACUUCCUUCUGGAGUCUUGUUGUCAGUCGUUGUAUUUGUGGAAUGCUAAAUGGAAGUAGCGGGGUCAUGAGGAGCAUGAUGGGCGAGCUUACAGAUUCGACUAACAUGGCACAAGGAUUUGCUCUCAUACCUAUCACAUGGUGCUUGGGGAGCUUUGUCGGCUCCAUCAUGGGGGGAUCUCUAGCGCGCCCUCAAGACCGUUGGCCCAAUCUCUUUCCCGGACGAUUCUGGGAAAAGUAUCCGUAUUUCUUGCCUUGCGCUACUGCUGCAUCAGUUGUUUUCGCGUCAUUCAUGCUCGUUUUUCUCCUGAAAGAGACACUAGCGAGCAAGCACGAUAUACCUAGCGAUACCGUAGACCAUCCAGCCCCGGAAGAACCCAGGAGCAAUGAAUCACCCUCAGAGAGUAUGGCCAACAUACCUUUACGUUCGCUGCUCAUUCCAAGCAUCAUGAUCCCGCUCGCAAAUCAAACUUUGUUCGCUUUUCUCGACAUCUGUAUCUUCGCUCUCAUGCCCUUAUUUUAUUCCACCCCUAACUACCUCGGCGGUCUUGGAUUCGCACCCCCUGCGAUCGGUUUAUGGAUGGGGCUGUUUGGCGUCAUGGACGGUUUAUUCCAGACGCUGUUCUUCGCUAAGAUCGUCGACCGUCUGGGUCCCAAACGCACCUUCUACAUUGGUGUAUCGUGUUUUAUACCCAUCAUGAUCAGUUUUCCAGUCAUGUCAUUGAUCAUAUUCUCCCGAGGCGUUGAUUACAUAGUCACGAUCGCACUGUUGUGCCAGCUCUCUCUGAUAGUUAUGUGGGACAUGUCUCUAGGGAGCAUAUUCAUGUUUGUCACCGCAUCAGCACCUGCUAAAAAUGUUCUCGGCGCGGUCAAUGGCAUGGGGCAAACGACAGUUUCAAUCGGACAUGCAGUCGGACCCAUGUUUGCUGCGUCCAUUUUCGCAUACUCGAAGGAACACAAUAUUUUGGGUGGGCACGCGGUAUUUGUUGUUCUGUGCAUACCCGCGAUUGGAAUGUUGUGGUUGGCGUCUUACCUACCCAAGGAGUUGCAGAAUAGGGAUGAGGAUGCAUGAAGCUCUUUGGCUUGCUCGCUUCGUGCAGUUAUACCGAAGAGGAAUGAACAUGUAUAUACCUAUGCUCUUAUUUCCAUCCAUGAAUGUACAUAAAUGAUCCAAGCCCUUGUCGUUGAUUACUUAUUUUUUCAUCUCAUUCUACAC